Triticum aestivum (bread wheat) is the source of this 1460-nucleotide messenger RNA. Its product is annotated as BTB/POZ and MATH domain-containing protein 1. The record is from RefSeq and is a predicted model, not a curated record. Bases 111 to 1220 code for a protein of 369 amino acids. NCBI's taxonomy places the organism in Eukaryota, Viridiplantae, Streptophyta, Magnoliopsida, Poales, Poaceae. Gene Ontology annotation, molecular function: protein binding. The transcript has a single exon. Gene Ontology annotation, biological process: protein ubiquitination.
CUGGGACCCUUGCUUCCCCAAACCCUCGCCGCCGUCCCCUCCCCUCCCCGAGCCACCACCCAAACCCUCGCCGCCGGCGCUCCCCGCCCAACCUGCAUCCACCGUACACAAUGUCUACCUCCUCCAGUGUUUCCUUCGACGGCGUCCCAUCCGGAUCCGCUUCCUCCAUCGUCGCCGGCGCCGUGUGCGGCUACCACUUGCUCAAGAUCGACGGCUACUCGCGCACCAAGGAGGUCCCCAAUGGCAAGUGGAUCGACUCUUGCCCGUUCCGGGUGGGAGGCCGCACAUGGCAUGUUCGUUACUAUCCCAACGGGGACACAUCUGAGUACGUCGAUUCCAUAUCCCUCUAUCUCACUCUCGAUGAUACCCUCGCCAAGGGCGAGACCGUGAAGGCACGAGUUAAGUUCAGCUUAAUCGACCAAAAUGGGAAGCCGGUGCCGCUGCAUACAUUGACUACCUCGACAAAAGAUUUUUCCGUGUUUAAAAGUUGGGGAUUCUCCAAGUUUAUGAAAACGGAGGAUUUGGAGAAAUCAGAGCAUCUCAAGCACGAUUCUUUCGCUGUAAAGAUCGAUGUCACUAUCAUGAGCGAGUUCCACGCGCAGGAGACACCAUCCAUCCUGGUGCCAUCCUCUGACAUGCACCGUCACUUCGGGGAUCUCCUGUUGAGCAAGGCGGGCGUUGAUGUUGAAUUCCGAGUCGGCGGGGAGGCAUUCUCUGCUCACCGGUCCGUGCUUGCGGCGCGGUCUUCGGUCUUCAGAGCAGAAUUCUUUGGCACGAUGAAGGAGGCAACCACCAACGAGGCCAUAUGCAUAGAUGACAUGGAGGCACAAGUGUUUAAUGCUCUGCUUACAUUCAUGUACACUGAUACCUUGCCUGAUAUGAAGCAACAAGAACAAGAAGAAUCUGCAAUGGCUCAGCAUUUGCUUGUUGCAGCAGAUAGGUAUGAUUUGGAGAGGCUGAAGCUGAUUUGUGCAGAUAAGUUGUGCAAGCAAGUCGAUACGAGCUCCGUGGCGACCAUCUUGGCAUUGGCGGAGCAGCACCACUGCCAUGAGCUUAAAGCAGCAUGCUUGGUGUUCCUCAGCUCACCGACGAAUCUGGAUGCAGCCAUGAAGUCUGAAGGUUUUGAGUUUUUAACCAAGAACUGUCCCGGUGUUAUGAAGGAUAUCCUCGUGUCCCAGGUUGUUCCUAGUUUACUUGGGAAAAGAAAAUCAAAGGCAUGAACAUGAGGUUUCAAUCAUGAUGCCAUUGGCAAUCAUCAGUCCAGAAAGUAACUAUGGACUCUGCAGGUCUGCAUGCUAUCCAGUAUUAGUAGUUCUAUUUGUAGUCUUGUUCUCACAAGGAUUUGAUGUGCGUUCGUCCUUUUUUGUUUGGUCGUCAUAUCCUUUGUGGAGAACUAUUAAUGGUUUGACAAGCUAUGUGCAAAGCAAGAACCAUGUGUGCUAAUUAGUGAUCCAUCAGUU